Messenger RNA from Lactuca saligna, 1020 nucleotides. The record is from the annotation of a GenBank genome assembly. NCBI's taxonomy places the organism in Eukaryota, Viridiplantae, Streptophyta, Magnoliopsida, Asterales, Asteraceae.
AUGGAUCCCGACAAUGCUUCUUCAUCUUUUUCUUCACCAUUCCGUAAAACCGUAGACGUGCAACCCUUCAAAGAAUCCAUCAAUAAUCCAAUAGAUGUGCAACAUGUAGAUAAUCAAGGGAAAUCUUUGUUGUUUGGGGGUGAGAAGUAUGGCUAUGGCCAAAUUCAACCACCUUCUGCUGCUCGAGCUAUGAACCCAACGAAUAUUUCUCUAAUUUCCGGUGGCUAUCAGAGAUAUAGAUAUGGAGAACCACCAUCUGUUGAAGAUGUGAGGCAAAUCUUGCGUUCUCAAGCUUUAAACGGCGACCAGAGAUAUAGUUAUCAACAACCAUUGUCUGUUGCAGUUGUGAGGAAAAUCUACGGUUCUCAACCUUUCAACAAUAAGCAGAUAUAUAGUUAUGAUUAUGGAGAACCACCCUCUAUUGGAGCUGUGAGGGAAAUCUACGAUUCUCAACGUUUCAACGACGACCAUAUAUAUAAUGAUGCAAAACCACCGGCUGUUGGAGCUGUGAGUCAAGUAUUAGGUUCUCACCGUUUCAAGAGUGACCAUAAAUAUAAUUAUGGAGAACCACCGUCCGUUGGAGUUGUGAGGCAAAUCAUAGGUUCUCAGCCUUUCAACAAUAAGCAGAUAUAUAGUUAUGGUUAUGGAGAACCACCCUCUGUUGGAGCUGUGAGGGAAAUCUACGAUUCUCAACCUUUCAACGACGACCAUAUAUAUAAUGAUGCAAAACCACCGGCUGUUGGAGCUGUGAGGCAAGUAUUAGGUUCUCACCCUUUCAAGAGUGACCAUAAAUAUAAUUAUGGAGAACCACCGUCCGUUGGAGGUGUGAGGCGAAUCAUAGGUUCUCAACCUUUCAACAAUAAGCAGAUAUAUAGUUAUGGUUAUGGAGAACCACCCUCUGUUGGAGCUGUGAGGGAAAUCUACGAUUCUCAACCUUUCAACGACGACCAUAUAUAUAAUGAUGCAAAACCACCGGCUGUUGGAGCUAUGAGAUAUUUAAUGGAUGAUGCGAGAGUUUAA